This is a messenger RNA of Mya arenaria, 1907 nucleotides long. Its product is annotated as LIM domain-containing protein A-like. The transcript has 8 exons. The record is from RefSeq and is a predicted model, not a curated record. Bases 40 to 1551 code for a protein of 503 amino acids. Lineage: Eukaryota; Metazoa; Mollusca; Bivalvia; Myida; Myidae.
GUCAAUCAUCUCCUUGAACUCGUUCUGUGUGUACGCACGAUGCGGGCGUGUAGAGAGGUGUUGGCAGUGUGCCUGCUGGCUGUUGCGCUACCGUGGGAAGUUGUUUGUCUUCCGGCUCAGGCGGAUUCUGAAAGCAAUGGAGAUCUGAAAUGGGUCAGUGGGGAAGCGGCUUCACAUGAAGUUGACGACCAGCCACUCCUACAUCCACAUCAUGAUGCACAAAAGAUUUCAUUAAGCACGGAGAGUGAGACGAGACAAGACGCGGACAAAGUCAAAGCAACACCAGAAGGCCUAGGUUGGUGGUAUUCUCGCAAAGCAAGGCAGGAUCAAAGAAACCCAGCAGAUGGAGCAAAUAAUGAUAAAGAUAUACCUGAAGAAACGCUAGUUGGCGAGUAUACAGCGUCUGAUGAAGCAGCGGAUUUGAUGACAGAGAGCUCUGAAGGAACAACUAUAGGAGAUGACCAUGAAAAUAUGGAAGACAACAAUGAAGGCGAUCACAGUUAUGAUGUUGAGGAAUCUGCACCGAAAGAAUAUUCCGACAAGGACUACACGUACGAUUAUCACUACGGAGAAUCAGAAGAUGAAGCGAUCGGUGAUGAAAUAGACUCUGAGAAUGACAGCCCAUUGGACUUUGAUAGUUAUGGUUUUGCCAAUGACACAGCGUAUAUGCAAUACCUUGAAACAGAGGCAGAGGCGUAUGCAGAAGCCAAUCUUGCUUGCAAAGAUCAGCAACGCGAUGAUUUGGAAUGCCACCACCAUCACCACCGACACUACCAUCAUCAUCGCCGACACUGUCACCACCACCACCACCACCACCACCACCAUCACCACCACCACCACCAUCACCACCACCACCACCACCACCACCACCACCACCACCACCAUCACCACCACCACCACCACCACCAUCAUCAUCACCACCACCACCACCACCACCACCACCACCACCACCACCACCAUCAUCAUCAUCACCACCACCACCACCACCACCAUCACCACCACCACCAUCAUCAUCACCACCACCACCACCACCACCACCACAAAUGUCCAAAGAUUGAAACGAUGAAACCAUGGACCCAGUGCAUACACAACAGCUGUACCUCCUGUCUCGGAACAACCCUGAAAGUGAACAAGACGUUCAAGCUGCAAGCUUGUGGAACAGUCGAGUACAAGAGAGGACGGGAGUAUCUUAUUGGCUUAACCAUCAACGGGUAUCGGACGUACUACCACCAAAUGAGAUUGAUAAACAGAACGAACGUCUGCACGCCUGUGCCCGGGCUCGGGAAAGACAAGUCCCUGUGUUUUCAGAUCUACAAUGUCAGAGGUCGCAGAAUGUGCACGCGUCUCCUUGGAAACGCACUCAUCAACGGUAAACACGUGAAUGGGUCAAUCGAAUACGGAUGUUUCCGCAUCCCAUGUUUAGACCAGGGAAUGUCAGGGGACAACUGUGACGUACCGGUAGAUAAUGAUGAAGAUGAUGCCGUCACUGAAGAGUGGAGGGAGCCAACUGACAAGGAUGGGAUGGACAAUGACUUUGUAAUUGAUGAAUAAUAUAUAACUUCUAUAUGGAUAGUUCCAUGAUAUAAAUGUGCCUUGAACAAGGGAGAAGGAAAGUGGAGCCAACAUUAUAAUCUUCCUAGACACUUAUAUUGCAUAUUUAGCAUGCUAACUUUUAAAAUAUUAAGUAUUUUAUUGAAAACUUGCGGCUACUUAUUUAUUGUCAAUGUCAUUAUAUAUUUUUAUCUGAUCCUUUAUCAAUUAUUAGGUUAUAUUUUAUAAAACUCUUAAGCUAAUUGAUUGAUAGAAUGAUGCAUAGUAUAGUGAUUGAAGUUCUUGUGAACAUGGUUAUGUAUUAUACGACUGCCGUGGUUUAUACACUAUAUCAGUAAAAUAAAAGUGGUAUUUAA